AUGACGAAGCCAAAGACCAACAUGACCCGCCGGGGUGUUCUGGGUGUUCUCGGCCUUGGUGCGUUGACGGCCGGCUGCACAAGCAGAGCGCCGUCUGCCUUCUACAGCCUGACCUCUGCAGACGUCGACGGACUUCAGGGCAGGUCCAGCCGUGUCCAGGUUCUGGUGGCCCCGCCGCGCGCCCUCAAGGCACUUGAUACGAGCUAUAUUGCCGUCGUCGACAAGGGGCCCAUCUACAGCUACUACCCGAAGUCUGCCUGGGCGGACACGCUUCCGAACGUCGUGCAGCUCAAGCUCAUGGAAACGCUGCAGAAUACCGGGCGGUUGCGCGGCGUCGGCCUUCCCGGAGACGGCCUUUUGAUCGAUUACCAGCUGCAGACCGAGAUCCGGGCGUUCGAGCUUCAGGUUGCCGGGAACCGGGGUGUGGUGGAAAUUUCCGCGCGCGUCGUCAACGACCGCAAUGGCCGGACUGUGUCGACCAAGGUCUUCCGCGCCGAAACGCCUGCCGGCAGUUCAUCCGUCGACAAGGCCGUCGAGGCCAUGAACACCUCCGCCGAUCGCGUCUUUGCCGAAAUGGCCGCCUGGACGCUGAAGAACGUUUGA
Effrenium voratum is the source of this 603-nucleotide messenger RNA. NCBI's taxonomy places the organism in Eukaryota, Dinophyceae, Suessiales, Symbiodiniaceae. The record is from the annotation of a GenBank genome assembly.